GUUGUCCCCAGCAGGCGAUGAAGCGCGUAAAGGAUCCGUCCACGGCCAAACGGGCUCACGCAAACGUGGAACGGCUCCGCUGCGGUGAUGCUACCAGAGCUAAUUUCUUGCUUGGCUCCUUAAGGUACACUCUCUUGACCCACGGCGGUCGCAUCCUUCCACCCACAGGCCCUGAUUGGAAUUUGCGCGCUCUUCCGGCUCGCUAGUGGAGCGCAAAAGUGAGCUUCAACAAU
Messenger RNA from Aspergillus neoniger CBS 115656, 233 nucleotides. RefSeq lists its product as uncharacterized. Bases 18 to 206 code for a protein of 62 amino acids. The record is from RefSeq and is a predicted model, not a curated record. Lineage: Eukaryota; Fungi; Ascomycota; Eurotiomycetes; Eurotiales; Aspergillaceae. The transcript has a single exon.